CCCGCAGUGCCCACUUAUCAACUUACACGUACUAUAGGGUGCUGUUUCUGAACACUUUCCCAUGACCUCAUCCGUGUCUGCAGUCUGCAUACCCAAAGAGUCAAACACCAAGCCACCAACAAGCUCAACGACUCAGCGAGCGGCCAAACAGCUGAACAACAGCCGCUGCACCCGCCUCCCUACCUCCGCACUAUAACCACAGCAACACAACAUCCCAACAACUCGCGCGGCUUCGCCGAGAACAUGAAACCAGGCAUCAUCCUCGUGCGCACACAGUUGACCGCCGACCCGUCCGAGUUCUCCCAAGCCCAGUUCAACGCCUGGUACGACACGCAGCACAUCCCCGACCUGCUCGCCACGUCUGGCAUCCGCGCCGCCGCACGGUACUACUACUCCCCCCCAGCUCCGGCAGGCCUAACCACCGAGAAAGCUGCUGCUAGUGCCGAUGGUGAUAGUACCACUAUGAAGAAGUCGACCAUGCCAUACCUGGCUGUGUACUGGCUUCCUGACGUUAGGUGGCUGCAUGAGGAAGGGUGCGGGUUCUGGUCUGUGCCGUUGACCGUUCAGGUUACUGCCAGUCCGAAUGAUGCCGCCAAGGCUGCUGCUGGGCAGGGUGAGCGGGAUGAUGAGAGACAAGAAAAGAGUAUCUUUGAGCUGGCGCAGGUGGAGAUGGAGGUUUGGGAGGAGGUUAAGAGUGCGAAGAGUGGUGAGCGCGAGGGUGCUGGAGCGGAACAGUGGGCGGGUUAUCAAGGUCAGUUAUCUGGCUUGGUGUGGCCAUCAUUCUGGUUUGAGUUAGGAGAGGGAACCCUGUUUGUUCAUGCUUCGGUUUCCUUCGGAGGCUAUAGCAUCUCAUGUUGAAUCUGGGAGUUUGGGAAAGAACUGGUGAUCCUUAGCUAACUCUGUGAACGCAGGAGCUGCGGAACAGUUAAUCCUGGUGCUCUUGGACGCCGAAGAGGGAGACGAGAGAGAUCCGGCAACGGUAUUACAAUCGUCCCUGCCAGGACUGACACUGAAAGACGGCCAACCA
This is a messenger RNA of Canariomyces notabilis, 1027 nucleotides long. RefSeq lists its product as uncharacterized. The transcript has a single exon. The coding region runs from base 244 to 858 and encodes 204 amino acids. The record is from RefSeq and is a predicted model, not a curated record. Lineage: Eukaryota; Fungi; Ascomycota; Sordariomycetes; Sordariales; Chaetomiaceae.